CAUACUCCAAAUAACGCACAUUGACCAUCACCGACCACCAUGUCUGUUUCGUACGCGGCAAACAAGCUAAGGGUCCCCCCUGGCUUCGAGCACUUGCUGGAGGGUCUGGCGAGAGAGAUCCUUCGAGAACAGCCCAAAAAUCUGGUGGAGUUUGCCGCCCAGUACUUCAGGAAGAAGCUACAGGAAAGAGAAGGUGGAGUUACCGAGACAAGUAACCAAACCACUCAAGCCCUAACUACUGAACCAGUAGCGACUACAGCAGCUAAUGCAGAAGAGGACACAGCUCCAUCAGCAGUAGUAGCAGAAACCCAGGAUAAUUCAACAUCAGCUGAUGAACACACAACCAAAGAAGAGGGGGAUGAAGAGGGAGGUGUGUCCUGUGCGACAGAGGUAGGGGAGGAGACUAAAAUUGAAGUGGAAGAUACUGGAGCUGUGGUAGAGAGUGGGCCGAGUGAAGAUGUAAAAGAUGUGGAUAUGGAGGAAGAGGGUGCCGUGCAAUCAACAGCAAAUGUGGAAAACGAGCCAGGACAGACAGUAUGUGAUGAUAACAGACAGGAGGAUCAAGAAAUGGAUAAUGCUGCUGCAGAAGAGCCAGCUCCGGUCUCUGUCUCAAAACAAAACGUCACAGAGGAGUCCGUAACAGAGGAAACGCAGAAGGAAGAAGGAGGGGAGGAAGGGGGAGAGGGGGAAGGUGAAAAAGAGGAUGGAAAGGGUGUGGGU
Molecule: messenger RNA, 720 nt
Organism: Geodia barretti
Lineage: Eukaryota; Metazoa; Porifera; Demospongiae; Tetractinellida; Geodiidae
Source: the annotation of a GenBank genome assembly